AUGUCUACCGCUGUUACGUCGCUUUACCGACGCUCCUUGAAGCUGUCGCUUGACUGGGCUGUCCACCGCCAGAUCUGGCGCGGCCAAGCAGUCUACAUCCGGUCCCUGUUUGAGGCCAACAAGGACGUCCGUGACCCUCGCCAACAACAAGUCUUGUUGCGCGAGACAGAGAAGCUGCUGGAGACAUGGAAACACCCUGAUCCCUACCGAGCCCCGACUGCGCCCGGCGGUAACAAGUGGGAGCGCAACCUGCCUGCACGAAUCCUGCCUUAUGCCCAACCCCCUGGUGCUCACUAA
Molecule: messenger RNA, 297 nt
Organism: Penicillium brevicompactum
Lineage: Eukaryota; Fungi; Ascomycota; Eurotiomycetes; Eurotiales; Aspergillaceae
Product: NADH dehydrogenase [ubiquinone] 1 beta subcomplex subunit 9
Exons: 4
Coding region: 1-297 (98 amino acids)
Biological process (GO): mitochondrial electron transport, NADH to ubiquinone
Source: RefSeq, a predicted model, not a curated record